AUGCCAGUUGGAGGAGGAAAUUUUGGAGAGCAGAAAUGUAAAAGGCUUUGGAGUGAAGGUGCUGGUGGUCAGUGGUUGCUGACAGGUUCAAGGUUCAAGGUUGAAAUGCACCUCAGGUUGGGGGGGCAGAAAGGAUGGAAGGAGAAGCUGCUUCCACCUGCUGCUGCUUUGCUUUGCUCUCAAUGCUCUACCUAUUCCUUCCUCCUGGCUCCUGCUGCUUCCAGAUUGCUAGGAAUAGGAACCUGGAUCCGUACUGUGCGUCCAGCUGUGCGUCCCUCGGUCUCCGCAGGGCCAUCAGUGAAGCUUUACGACGUGCGGCACCUCUUCCCACUUCAUCAUCCACCUCCUGCAGCCAACCCGGUGACACGGCAUCACACGGCAUCAACCUAG
Colletotrichum tamarilloi is the source of this 390-nucleotide messenger RNA. RefSeq lists its product as uncharacterized. The coding region runs from base 1 to 390 and encodes 129 amino acids. The transcript has a single exon. NCBI's taxonomy places the organism in Eukaryota, Fungi, Ascomycota, Sordariomycetes, Glomerellales, Glomerellaceae. The record is from RefSeq and is a predicted model, not a curated record.